Molecule: messenger RNA, 897 nt
Organism: Oncorhynchus masou masou (cherry salmon)
Lineage: Eukaryota; Metazoa; Chordata; Actinopteri; Salmoniformes; Salmonidae
Gene: meiob
Product: meiosis specific with OB-fold
Biological process (GO): resolution of meiotic recombination intermediates
Molecular function (GO): single-stranded DNA 3'-5' DNA exonuclease activity; single-stranded DNA binding
Source: RefSeq, a predicted model, not a curated record
AUGGCAUACAACGGGCAAGCUCAGUACUUUGUUGCCAUUUCUGACUUACAUCAAAACACAAGACAUAGUUUCAGCAUGGCUGGAGUCAUCAUUGGGAAAACUGAUAUCAAAAGCCAUCCCGACAGGAAAAACCUACAUGCUAAAAUCGCCACUGGUUUUGACAGAUUAACUUUUGUCUUCACAAUCAAGGACUCGCCAGACUAUUUAAUUAAUGUCUCCUUGUGGGGCAAUGAUGAAUACAUCAAUGGACUGUCUAACACUUUCAGCGUAGGAGACUGUGUUAUUAUGGAAAAUCCUUUAGUUGCUACCAAAGAUCCUGAGAAAGAGGACAGAUUCUGCCCCUCAACUCCCAGCUUCUACAGGUUGCUGGUAAGUGAAGCUCACUCCCAGCUAUCAAUAUGCUCUGACAUAGAAAUGACAAACAGAACACUGCCUCUGUUCCACCUGCCUGUGAAGAACUCCAGGGACUUGUCAUUGACAUACUUGCUGCCGUUUAGUCGCAAGAAAAAGAGAAGUGUUGUAAAUAUUUUCCAAACCACUAUUUCUGCCCUCUAGAUUGCAGAGCCAAAGUAUUUCACCACAGCCGAUGGACACAAAGGGCAGAGGCUGGAAGGGAAGCUUUUUGAUGAUUCUGUCACAUCUUUUCCCUUAGUAUGCUGGGACAGAGAGGCGAUUCAGCUAGUUAGACUGAUACCAAGAGAAACAGUGCUCUUUAUCUCGGAUACCAGGAUUGGUUUUGACAGCUUCCGGAACUGCAUGACAGCUACAGUCAAUUCUAAAGCCAUAAUCACUGUCAACCCGGAUACGAAGGAAGCCAGCCUUCUGUUCAGCUAUGCCAACGAGGUCUCUGAAUCUUUGGAUGAGGAUGACAGGUCUGGAGAUGUGCCUGGUAUGUAA